AAUGCAGCGUUUUGCUUUUUGCAGCCGUCUUCCUUCUGCCGUCAACUGGCGCCCCCUGCUGUGUGUGGCCGGCGCUGCCGCCGCCGCGGCGACCGUUUAUUAUUUUUCCAGACGGAGGAAUCGGCAGAAGAGGAGCAGAGAGGAGGCAGAAGAGCUGACCGCCAUCGAAGCACCUGCAACUGUAUGCUCUCCACAUGAGCCUACUGCGCCUCCUCAAAGUCCUCUGAGGCCUCCUUCCCCACCUCAGCCACCACUGAGGACUCCUUCAAACCCAGGAUUUUUCUGUCCAAAUGCUCUUGAGGCACCUGGAGAUUAUGCAGCACCCCAGCGCCAUCCAUCGGCACCCUGUCCACCGGUGCCACUAGCUGUGCCUCAGCCUGACCCAGAGUCUCGUAGCGAGAGUGCUGCUGAGGCAGCCAGAGAUGAUGCAGCACCACAGAGCCAUCCAUCAGCAUCCUCUCCACUGGUGCUACUGCCUGAGCCUCAGCCUGAUCCAGAGUCUCAUAGCGAGAGUGCUGCUGAGGAAGCCAGAGAUGAUGCAGCACCACAGAGCCAUCCAUCAGCAUCCUCUUCACUGGUGCUACUGCCUGAGCCUCAGCCUGACCCAGAGUCUCCUAGUGAGAGUGCUGCUGAGGCAGCCAGAGAUGAUGCAGCACCACAGAGCCAUCCAUCAGCAUCCUCUCCAUUGGUGCUACUGCCUGAGCCUCAGCUUGACCCAGAGUCUCGUAGUGAGAGUGCUGCUGAGGCAGCCAGAGAUGAUGCAGCACCACAGAGCCAUCCAUCAGCAUCCUCUCCAUUGAUGCUACUGCCUGAGCCUCAGCCUGACCCAGAGUCUCCUAGUGAGAGUGCUGCUGAGGCAGCCAGAGAUGGUGCAGCACCACAGAGCCAUCCAUCAGCAUCCUCUUCACUGGUGCUACUGCCUGAGCCUCAGCUUGACCCAGAGUCUCCUAGCGAGAGUGCUGCUGAGGCAGCCAGAGAUGAUGCAGCACCACAGAGCCAUCCAUCAGCAUCCUCUCCAUUGAUGCUACUGCCUGAGCCUCAGCCUGAUCCAGAGUCUUGUAGCGAGAGUGCUGCUGAGGAAGCCAGAGAUGAUGCAGCACCACAGAGCCAUCCAUCAGCAUCCUCUCCACUGGUGCUACUGCCUGAGCCUCAGCCUGACCCAGAGUCUCCUAGUGAGAGUGCUGCUGAGGCAGCCAGAGAUGGUGCAGCACCACAGAGCCAUCCAUCAGCAUCCUCUUCACUGGUGCUACUGCCUGAGCCUCAGCUUGACACAGAGUCUCCUAGCGAGAGUGCUGCUGAGGCAGCCAGAGAUGAUGCAGCACCACAGAGCCAUCCAUCAGCAUCCUCUCCAUUGAUGCUACUGCCUGAGCCUCAGCCUGAUCCAGAGUCUCGUAGCGAGAGUGCUGCUGAGGCAGCCAGAGAUGAUGCAGUACCACAGAGCCAUCCAUCAGCAUCCUCUCCACUGAUGCUACUGCCUGAGCCUCAGCCUGAUCCAGAGUCACGUAGCGAGAGUGCUGCUGAGGCAGCCAGAGAUGAUGCAGCACCACAGAGCCAUCCAUCAGCAUCCUCUCCAUUGAUGCUACUGCCUGAGCCUCAGCUUGACCCAGAGUCUCAUAGCGAGAGUGCUGCUGAGGCAGCCAGAGAUGAUGCAGCACCACAGAGCCAUCCAUCAGCAUCCUCUCCACUGGUGCUACUGCCUGAGCCUCAGCCUGACCCAGAGUCUCCUAGUGAGAGUGCUGCUGAGGCAGCCAGAGAUGGUGCAGCACCACAGAGCCAUCCAUCAGCACCCUCUCCACUGGUGCUACUGCCUGAGCCUCAGCUUGACUCAGAGUUUCCUAGCGAGAGUGCUGCUGAGGCAGCCAGAGAUGAUGCAGCACCACAGAGCCAUCCAUCAGCACCCUCUCCACUGGUGCUACUGCCUGAGCCUCAGCUUGACUCAGAGUCUCGUAGCGAGAGUGCUGCUGAGGCAGCCAGAGAUGAUGCAGUACCACAGAGCUAUCCAUCAGCAUCCUCUCCAUUGAUGCUACUGCCUGAGCCUCAGCCUGAUCCAGAGUCUCGUAGCGAGAGUGCUGCUGAGGCAGCCAGAGAUGAUGCAGUACCACAGAGCUAUCCAUCAGCAUCCUCUCCAUUGAUGCUACUGCCUGAGCCUCAGCCUGAUCCAGAGUCUCAUAGCGAGAGUGUUGCUGAGGCAGCCAGAGAUGAUGCAGCACCACAGAGCCAUCCAUCAGCAUCCUCUCCACUGGUGCUACUGCCUGGGCCUCAGCUUGACUCAGAGUCUCCUAGCGAGAGUGCUGCUGAGGCAGCCAGAGAUGGUGCAGCACCACAGAGCCAUCCAUCAGCAUCCUCUUCACUGGUGCUACUGCCUGAGCCUCAGCCUGAUCCAGAGUCUCGUAGCGAGAGUGCUGCUGAGGCAGCCAGAGAUGAUGCAGCACCACAGAGCCAUCCAUCAGCAUCCUCUCCAUUGAUGCUACUGCCUGAGCCUCAGCCUGAUCCAGAGUCUCGUAGCGAGAGUGCUGCUGAGGCAGCCAGAGAUGAUGCAGCACCACAGAGCCAUCCAUCAGCAUCCUCUCCACUGGUGCUACUGCCUGAGCCUCAACUUGACCCAGAGUCUCAUAGCGAGAGUGCUGCUGAGGCAGCCAGAGAUGAUGCAGCACCACAGAGCCAUCCAUCAGCAUCCUCUCCACUGGUGCUACUGCCUGAGCCUCAGCCUGACCCAGAGUCUCCUAGUGAGAGUGCUGCUGAGGCAGCCAGAGAUGGUGCAGCACCACAGAGCCAUCCAUCAGCAUCCUCUUCACUGGUGCUACUGCCUGAGCCUCAGCUUGACCCAGAGUCUCGUAGCGAGAGUGCUGCUGAGGCAGCCAGAGAUGAUGCAGCACCACAGAGCCAUCCAUCAGCAUCCUCUCCAUUGAUGCUACUGCCUGAGCCUCAGCCUGAUCCAGAGUCUCGUAGCGAGAGUGCUGCUGAGGCAGCCAGAGAUGAUGCAGCACCACAGAGCCAUCCAUCAGCAUCCUCUCCAUUGAUGCUACUGCCUGAGCCUCAGCCUGAUCCAGAGUCUCGUAGCGAGAGUGUUGCUGAGGCAGCCAGAGAUGAUGCAGCACCACAGAGCCAUCCAUCAGCAUCCUCUCCACUGGUGCUACUGCCUGAGCCUCAGCUUGACCCAGAGUCUCAUAGCGAGAGUGCUGCUGAGGCAGCCAGAGAUGAUGCAGCACCACAGAGCCAUCCAUCAGCAUCCUCUCCACUGGUGCUACUGCCUGAGCCUCAGCCUGACCCAGAGUCUCCUAGCGAGAGUGCUGCUGAGGCAGCCAGAGAUGAUGCAGCACCACAGAGCCAUCCAUCAGCACCCUCUCCACUGGUGCUACUGCCUGAGCCUCAGCUUGACUCAGAGUCUCAUAGCGAGAGUGCUGCUGAGGCAGCCAGAGAUGAUGCAGCACCACAGAGCCAUCCAUCAGCAUCCUCUCCACUGGUGCUACUGCCUGAGCCUCAGCUUGACCCAGAGUCUCAUAGCGAGAGUGCUGCUGAGGCAGCCAGAGAUGAUGCAGCACCACAGAGCCAUCCAUCAGCAUCCUCUCCACUGGUGCUACUGCCUGAGCCUCAGCCUGACCCAGAGUCUCCUAGUGAGAGUGCUGCUGAGGCAGCCAGAGAUGAUGCAGCACCACAGAGCCAUCCAUCAGCACCCUCUCCACUGGUGCUACUGCCUGAGCCUCAGCUUGACUCAGAGUCUCCUAGCGAGAGUGCUGCUGAGGCAGCCAGAGAUGAUGCAGCACCACAGAGCCAUCCAUCAGCAUCCUCUCCACUGGUGCUACUGCCUGAGCCUCAGCCUGAUCCAGAGUCUCCUAGUGAGAGUGCUGCUGAGGCAGCCAGAGAUGAUGCAGCACCACAGAGCCAUCCAUCAGCACCCUCUCCACUGGUGCUACUGCCUGAGCCUCAGCUUGACUCAGAGUCUCCUAGCGAGAGUGCUGCUGAGGCAGCCAGAGAUGAUGCAGCACCACAGAGCCAUCCAUCAGCAUCCUCUCCACUGGUGCUACUGCCUGGGCCUCAGCCUGAUCCAGAGUCUCCUAGUGAGAGUGCUGCUGAGGCAGCCAGAGAUGGUGCAGCACCACACAGCCAUCCAUCAGCAUCCUCUCCACUGGUGCUACUGCCUGAGCCUCAGCUUGACCCAGAGUCUCGUAGCGAGAGUGCUGUUGAGGCAGCCAGAGAUGAUGCAGCACCACAGAGCCAUCCAUCAGCAUCCUCUCCAUUGGUGCUACUGCCUGAGCCUCAGCUUGACCCAGAGUCUCAUAGCGAGAGUGCUGCUGAGGCAGCCACAGAUGGUGCAGCACCACAGAGCCAUCCAUCAGCACCCUCUCCACUGGUGCUACUGCCUGAGCCUCAGCCUGACCCAGAGUCUCCUAGUGAGAGUGCUGCUGAGGCAGCCAGAGAUGGUGCAGCACCACAGAGCCAUCCAUCAGCACCCUCUCCACUGGUGCUACUGCCUGAGCCUCAGCUUGACUCAGAGUUUCCUAGCGAGAGUGCUGCUGAGGCAGCCAGAGAUGAUGCAGCACCACAGAGCCAUCCAUCAGCACCCUCUCCACUGGUGCUACUGCCUGACCCUCAGCUUGACUCAGAGUCUCCUAGCGAGAGUGCUGCUGAGGCAGCCAGAGAUGAUGCAGUACCACAGAGCUAUCCAUCAGCAUCCUCUCCAUUGAUGCUACUGCCUGAGCCUCAGCCUGAUCCAGAGUCUCGUAGCGAGAGUGCUGCUGAGGCAGCCAGAGAUGAUGCAGCACCACAGAGCCAUCCAUCAGCACCCUCUCCACUGGUGCUACUGCCUGAGCCUCAGCUUGACUCAGAGUCUCCUAGCGAGAGUGCUGCUGAGGCAGCCAGAGAUGAUGCAGCACCACAGAGCCAUCCAUCAGCAUCCUCUCCACUGGUGCUACUGCCUGAGCCUCAGCCUGAUCCAGAGUCUCGUAGCGAGAGUGCUGCUGAGGCAGCCAGAGAUGAUGCAGUACCACAGAGCUAUCCAUCAGCAUCCUCUCCAUUGAUGCUACUGCCUGAGCCUCAGCCUGAUCCAGAGUCUCGUAGCGAGAGUGUUGCUGAGGCAGCCAGAGAUGAUGCAGCACCACAGAGCCAUCCAUCAGCAUCCUCUCCACUGGUGCUACUGCCUGGGCCUCAGCCUGAUCCAGAGUCUCCUAGUGAGAGUGCUGCUGAGGCAGCCAGAGAUGGUGCAGCACCACAGAGCCAUCCAUCAGCAUCCUCUUCACUGGUGCUACUGCCUGAGCCUCAGCUUGACCCAGAGUCUCCUAGCGAGAGUGCUGCUGAGGCAGCCAGAGAUGAUGCAGCACCACAGAGCUAUCCAUCAGCAUCCUCUCCAUUGAUGCUACUGCCUGAGCCUCAGCCUGAUCCAGAGUCUCGUAGCGAGAGUGCUGCUGAGGCAGCCAGAGAUGAUGCAGCACCACAGAGCCAUCCAUCAGCAUCCUCUCCACUGGUGCUACUGCCUGAGCCUCAGCUUGACCCAGAGUCUCAUAGCGAGAGUGCUGCUGAGGCAGCCAGAGAUGAUGCAGCACCACAGAGCCAUCCAUCAGCAUCCUCUCCACUGGUGCUACUGCCUGAGCCUCAGCCUGACCCAGAGUCUCCUAGUGAGAGUGCUGCUGAGGCAGCCAGAGAUGGUGCAGCACCACAGAGCCAUCCAUCAGCAUCCUCUUCACUGGUGCUACUGCCUGAGCCUCAGCUUGACCCAGAGUCUCCUAGCGAGAGUGCUGCUGAGGCAGCCAGAGAUGAUGCAGCACCACAGAGCCAUCCAUCAGCAUCCUCUCCACUGGUGCUACUGCCUGAGCCUCAGCUUGACCCAGAGUCUCAUAGCGAGAGUGCUGCUGAGGCAGCCAGAGAUGAUGCAGCACCACAGAGCCAUCCAUCAGCAUCCUCUCCACUGGUGCUACUGCCUGAGCCUCAGCCUGACCCAGAGUCUCCUAGCGAGAGUGCUGCUGAGGCAGCCAGAGAUGGUGCAGCACCACAGAGCCAUCCAUCAGCAUCCUCUUCACUGGUGCUACUGCCUGAGCCUCAGCCUGAUCCAGAGUCUCGUAGCGAGAGUGCUGCUGAGGCAGCCAGAGAUGGUGCAGCACCACAGAGCCAUCCAUCAGCAUCCUCUUCACUGGUGCUACUGCCUGAGCCUCAGCUUGACCCAGAGUCUCCUAGCGAGAGUGCUGCUGAGGCAGCCAGAGAUGAUGCAGCACCACAGAGCUAUCCAUCAGCAUCCUCUCCAUUGAUGCUACUGCCUGAGCCUCAGCCUGAUCCAGAGUCUCGUAGCGAGAGUGCUGCUGAGGCAGCCAGAGAUGAUGCAGCACCACAGAGCCAUCCAUCAGCAUCCUCUCCACUGGUGCUACUGCCUGAGCCUCAGCUUGACCCAGAGUCUCAUAGCGAGAGUGCUGCUGAGGCAGCCAGAGAUGAUGCAGCACCACAGAGCCAUCCAUCAGCAUCCUCUCCACUGGUGCUACUGCCUGAGCCUCAGCCUGACCCAGAGUCUCCUAGUGAGAGUGCUGCUGAGGCAGCCAGAGAUGGUGCAGCACCACAGAGCCAUCCAUCAGCAUCCUCUUCACUGGUGCUACUGCCUGAGCCUCAGCUUGACCCAGAGUCUCCUAGCGAGAGUGCUGCUGAGGCAGCCAGAGAUGAUGCAGCACCACAGAGCCAUCCAUCAGCAUCCUCUCCACUGGUGCUACUGCCUGAGCCUCAGCUUGACCCAGAGUCUCAUAGCGAGAGUGCUGCUGAGGCAGCCAGAGAUGAUGCAGCACCACAGAGCCAUCCAUCAGCAUCCUCUCCACUGGUGCUACUGCCUGAGCCUCAGCCUGACCCAGAGUCUCCUAGCGAGAGUGCUGCUGAGGCAGCCAGAGAUGGUGCAGCACCACAGAGCCAUCCAUCAGCAUCCUCUUCACUGGUGCUACUGCCUGAGCCUCAGCCUGAUCCAGAGUCUCGUAGCGAGAGUGCUGCUGAGGCAGCCACAGAUGAUGCAGCACCACAGAGCCAUCCAUCAGCACCCUCUCCACUGGUGCUACUGCCUGAGCCUCAGCUUGACUCAGAGUCUCCUAGCGAGAGUGCUGCUGAGGCAGCCAGAGAUGAUGCAGCACCACAGAGCCAUCCAUCAGCAUCCUCUCCACUGGUGCUACUGCCUGAGCCUCAGCAUGACCCAGAGUCUCCUAUUGAGAGUGCUGCUGAGGCAGCCAGAGAUGAUGCAGCACCACAGAGCCAUCCAUCAGCACCCUCUCCACUGGUGCUACUGCCUGAGCCUCAGCCUGAUCCAGAGUCUCGUAGCGAGAGUGCUGCUGAGGCAGCCAGAGAUGAUGCAGCACCACAGAGCCAUCCAUCAGCACCCUCUCCACUGGUGCUACUGCCUGAGCCUCAGCUUGACUCAGAGUCUCCUAGCGAGAGUGCUGCUGAGGCAGCCAGAGAUGAUGCAGUACCACAGAGCUAUCCAUCAGCAUCCUCUCCAUUGAUGCUACUGCCUGAGCCUCAGCCUGAUCCAGAGUCUCGUAGCGAGAGUGUUGCUGAGGCAGCCAGAGAUGAUGCAGCACCACAGAGCCAUCCAUCAGCAUCCUCUCCACUGGUGCUACUGCCUGGGCCUCAGCUUGACUCAGAGUCUCCUAGCGAGAGUGCUGCUGAGGCAGCCAGAGAUGGUGCAGCACCACAGAGCCAUCCAUCAGCAUCCUCUUCACUGGUGCUACUGCCUGAGCCUCAGCCUGAUCCAGAGUCUCGUAGCGAGAGUGCUGCUGAGGCAGCCAGAGAUGAUGUAGUACCACAGAGCUAUCCAUCAGCAUCCUCUUCAAUGGUGCUACUGCCUGAGCCUCAGCUUGACCCAGAGUCUCCUAGCGAGAGUGCUGCUGAGGCAGCCAGAGAUGAUGCAGCACCACAGAGCCAUCCAUCAGCAUCCUCUCCAUUGAUGCUACUGCCUGAGCCUCAGCCUGAUCCAGAGUCUCGUAGCGAGAGUGCUGCUGAGGCAGCCAGAGAUGAUGCAGCACCACAGAGCCAUCCAUCAGCACCCUCUCCACUGGUGCUACUGCCUGAGCCUCAGCUUGACUCAGAGUCUCCUAGCGAGAGUGCUGCUGAGGCAGCCAGAGAUGAUGUAGUACCACAGAGCUAUCCAUCAGCAUCCUCUCCAUUGAUGCUACUGCCUGAGCCUCAGCCUGAUCCAGAGUCUCGUAGCGAGAGUGCUGCUGAGGCAGCCAGAGAUGAUGCAGCACCACAGAGCCAUCCAUCAGCAUCCUCUUCCCUGGUGCCACUGCCUGAGCCUCAGCUUGACCCAGAGUCCCCUAGUGAGAGUGCUGCUGAGGCAGCUGGAGAUGAUUCGUCUUCCCCGUGCCAGGAAUGGUUGUCUCCACAUGUUACACCAGUGGUACCGUCUCCACCUCAGCCUCAAAGAGACCCAGCAUCCAUGGAGCAGAGUGCUCCUGAGGCAUCUGGAAAUUCGACAUCUCCUCAGAGCCAACAAAUUUUCUGUCCGCAGGCUCCACUGCUGCCACCCUCUCCACCUCAUUCAGCAUCAGAGUUGCCUUCUUCCACCCAGAUUGCUCCUGAGGCAGCUGCAGAUCUCACUGUGCCUCCUGAGGCAUAUCAAGUGCCUGCUUUAUAUACCUACUUUGCCUCAAAGAGUUCCAACUUUCCCCUGAGGCUCUCAGCAUUGCGCCAGGCUUUCACUCUUGUUCUGAGCAACAGCCACCAUGCAAAAUACAUCAGCAUAGCAGGCAGGGUCAUUCUUGGUGGCCUGGCUGCCCGAAAUGCCAGGGAGCUUCCAGCCUUCCAGGAGGCAUAUGCUACCCUGGUAGCCUUUGCUCAGGAUGCUUCACAUCGUGAAGCUAUUUGCACUGAGCUGGCACAAAUUGGUAUUCAGCACUUCAACCUCUUAGACAUUGUCUUUGAGUUGGUGCUGAUGGGAGUGCUGCAGGGAGCGAGGCCUCCGAUCUAUCCAACACCAGGAGGUUUCCUUGGGCGCUUGGUGGACAUGAUGUGUUCUUUCAGUCCUGUCAGCAUGCAGAGGAGACCCAGGGCUGACAAGUACUUGUUCCUGCUCCAGGAUGAGGCAAUGCUCCUGCUGGAGGAGAUCUUCGGCAGUGAGGAGCAUGUUUAUAUGGACCCUGGAUCCCUGCCCCUCACUCUGUGGGACUGCCUGGAGAAACAUGUCCAGCAGCUGUUGGCGAGACUACAGGGCUUUUAACAUUUCUGCCUUUCUUAAGACACACCACAUAUAGUUUAAUUGGUUCAUUUUUAUCAAUCACACCAGUUUAAUAUUUGUAAUUUUAAGUAUGCUAUUAAGUGCACUACAUACUGAGUUGCCAGCUGUUUGGUUUAUCUACUUUGUACCUACAUUUGUGACAAUUUUCACUUCAUAGGUUUACAGUUGCUGAGUGUAGCUCCUCUGUUGCUGUGGUAUAAGUGUAUUAGACACAGCAGCAUUAAAUCAGCUAAUUAUUAAACCCUUCUUACAACUCCCUCUCUUAUUAGCUUAGACCAACAGCAAAGGUGUCCAAAAAUGUGGGAGAAUUUUACCAUUUGAGCCUAAAUUUUCCACCUCUGGUUGGGGAGAGUGAAUUCUGUGGGGCAGUAGGUCUCCAGGACUGGAGAUGAGAACCACUGUUCUGUGUUAUACUGCAGCACUUGUGGUCCACAACACUGCAGGGUUUAGCAUUCUGUCUCAUUAUAUAUCCAAUUUUCAACUAAACAGCUGAUUAGCAAGUCUAUCUUACUGUUUUAGAACAGUGUUUUUUAAUUUCAGUCCUCCAGUGGUACCAUUUUGUGUUUUGUCUGAUUUAACAUAACUGAUUCAGCUAAGAAGGAGAUGCUUAUUAGUUAAUAAUGUGACUUGGUUCUGUUAGAUCAUGGAAAACACAAAAUAAUGGGGAGUGCUGACAGGAGAAGAGGGACUUUAAUCUCUGCAGAGCUGUGACUCUCCAGGACUUGUGUCCGACACCCCUCCUGAUCUAGCCCUACAUCUGUCUGGCUCUUGAACUUGCGUUGCCUCUUUGGUCAGCAGACCAGCCUCAAUCCAGUAAUGGCACUGAGGUGUUUAAAAACUCACCUCUGUGCCUGAUAUAACACAUACCAGCAUUAUACCUAACAGUGUCUGCUGAGAAUGCUCCACCAGCCAGUAAUAUCUGGUCAGAGGUGGUCCUAUAGUGGCUUUUUUCACUGAUUGAUGAACCCACUUUAGAGCCACUUUGGCUAGAUAUUCUAGAUAUUAUUUGAAUGUGGACCUUUCUCAGCACAGCACAGUAGGGGGGCUGAUGUUUCACCAGCAGGUGGGCUCCAGUCUGUAAUUCUGUACCUACAUUCAAAUUCACAUAUAUGUAUCAAGUGCAGCACCUAAUAAACUGGUAACUCAUUGUAUAGUGUGCUUAAUUGCAGUCAGUGUAAUAUUAUUGUUGUAGUUUUGUUGAGAAUUACUUAUUAAAGGUGCACUCUGGCCAGAGUUAAAACUUAGUGGUUCUGAAAUGUGUUUUAGCUGUCUAAUGGAUAAGAAAGCUAGAUUGCUGACGUAACUGUUAGGAGUAUCACGUCUGCAUUUAUUAGUUUUUACAUUAGUAGAUUUGUUUAUCAUUGUUGAGGUGGGGUCGAGGGGUCUCAUUGGAUGACAUAUUUGUGCAAUGCAUCUAUUUUAAAUGAUAGUUUUAGGCCAGAAUGCCCCUUUGAGGCAACACAAGAUAAGAAUAUAAAAUGGAUCAUUUUAGUUUUGUUGUUAUGUUAUAAACAACUUCAUAGUAGAUUUUAAAGGUAUUUCUUGUUUCUUUUUUGUCUCUUUGCCUAUCUUUAUUUCUUGCUCUCUCUCUCUC
This is a messenger RNA of Pygocentrus nattereri (red-bellied piranha), 10787 nucleotides long. Its product is annotated as nascent polypeptide-associated complex subunit alpha, muscle-specific form-like. The record is from RefSeq and is a predicted model, not a curated record. The coding region runs from base 2 to 9175 and encodes 3057 amino acids. Gene Ontology annotation, biological process: mitochondrial fusion. NCBI's taxonomy places the organism in Eukaryota, Metazoa, Chordata, Actinopteri, Characiformes, Serrasalmidae. The transcript has 83 exons.